AUACAGGAAGUGAGUCCUUCAGCUGCAUGCGCAACCUUCACGCGUUCCUCUGGCAAUCCGCACCCAGGAAAUAAAAAGAAAAAGAAAAAGAAAAAACGAACAAAAAAGUAAAAAAACAAACAAAAGAACUCAGGACCGUCAGAGCCCGUUUCUCUUCGAACCUGAUCCGGACCCGGACCCGCGCUGCACCCCGCCGCAGAACGAUGGACCCGCGUUUCAACUCCAGACUCUGGGCGGUCUGCUUCCUGGUCUGUACCAGUGUGGCUCUGGACUGUGACUGGGAUAAAUCCAUUGACCCGAAUCAGGGUCUCGGUAUGUUAUCCAUGGAACGCGGGGCGGUCCUGGGCCAGGCCUGGAAGGUUUUGGAGCCAGAGGCCUGUAGAGAGGCGUGCUGCGAUGCGUCAGACUGUGACCUGGUUGUGGUAGAUCCCUCCGCGGACGGAGGGCCGCAGUGUCUGAUGGUUCGUUGUGUGGUAGGGGACCGUGACGUAUGCGCCCUUCAGCCCAGCGCUCAGCUCCGGGUUUACCGCAAAGCAAGGAUCAGUGUGGCCCGAAACCACACGGGGACAGGCGGGGACGGACCGCAUAUCAGCCCGAUGUCGCUGGAGCCCGGAACCAGACUCAAAGCCAGCAACAACCAAAACAACGAGGACUCCAACGGUAAGUGUCUAAAAGUACACUUUAAAAAAAAUUAUCUGUUAUGUUAAAUUUAUUGAAAUAAUCUGUUAAAUUUGUUUUUCUAAACAUAAUCUGUUUAAUUUGAUUUCAUUAAAAUAAUCUGUGAAAUUUAACUUUAUUAAAAUAUGUUAAAUUUCAUUCUAUGAAAAUAUUCUGUUAAAUUAAACUUUCUUAAAAAUGUUCAAUUUGACUCUUAUAAAACAAUCUGUUAAAUUUUAUUUUAUGGAAAUAACCAGUUCAUUUAAACCUUAUUUUAAACAUUGGUGAUGAUAAAGAUUAUGGUGGUGAUGAUAAAUGUGAUGGUGAUGAUGAUGAAGAGAAAGUUGCUGAUGAUGAUGGUUAUGAUGAUGAAGAUGAUAGUAAUAAGGUAAUGAUGAUGAUGAUAAUGAUGAUGACGUAAUUGUGAAGAUGGUGAUGAUAAUACUGACUGUGAUGAUGAUUAUGAUAUUUAUGACUGUGACGAUGAUGGUGAUCAUGAUGAUGGUGAUGUAGAUGCCCUCAGCCUUGUUUUCAGUGGUCGAGAUCAGUUUUGGGAGUUCAGUUCAGUUUUGGGAGAUUUUGUCUCGGUCCGGUGAAUUUAAUUUUAGACCCUUCAUGAAAAUUAAAAGCAUAUCAGCUGUUUAAGACUUCCUGGUGAAAUAAUUGUUGAAAUUUCAUUUGUUUAAAUAAAUUUGAAUAACAUAAUAUGAAUAUAGAAAUGAAGGUGUAACUACUCAAUGUGAUGUUAAAAAUAAUAACCAGAUUAUAACCUGAGGAUAUGUCAAACUUCCUGCCCUGUGUUGAGGGAGCAGGUGAGGAAUGCUGCUGGUCUGGUUCUAUGAGAGUGACUCACCUGUUAAGGUUUAAGCGUGUCAGAGCACAGCAUGUGACAUCUGACUUUUUCUGGAACCUGACAGGUCUACCUCUUCUUUUAUUUAUUUAUUUAUUUAUUCAUUUAUUUAGACAGGACAGUACCAGUUCAUGGACAAGGAGAAGAAGACAUGAAACAUGAUAGCUAAGGCUAAUUUCCAUCUUCAUCAAAACAAGAGAAACACCCAACUGUAAGGCCAUCUGAUGGAAUUAGAUCCAAAACCAUAUCAGUAUAGAACGAGUUUCAGACAGCAUAGCGUGCUGAUUCUGGGUAACCCCCUCAGAACCUGUUAGAGUUCAAUCUAAAGCCACGGAAACAACCCAGAGCUGGGCAAUUUAUCCAAAAACAUCUACAAUUACAAUUUUAGUCUCACAUAACCUUGCAAAAUAUGACCAAGUCUGAAUGAUGGUAAGCUGCCUGCUGUGUUGCUACUGUUACGUCCUCUGCAGUGAAUGAAACACAACCACUCUCCUUAACAAAAGAGCAGGGGCAAGACUCCUCCCCCAGCUGGAGUAAGGUAGGUGGAGUAAGCAGGAGGAGGAGAAGGAGGAGAGAGGUGUGUGUGUGUGUGUGUGUGUGUGUGUGUGUGUGUGUGUGUGUGUGUGUGUGUGUGUGUGUGUGUGUGUGUGUGUGUUAGUUAACCUAUCUCGACUUAGAGACACUUGUUUAGGUGGACAUGCCCUGUUUUGGUUUCUUGUUGGUUUCAGGUGAGAAAGUCAGUCAGGUAAAAGAAUCCCCCUACACACACACACACACACACACACACACAAAUCUGUCUCAUGGUGAGUCUGUGUGUAGGAGUAUCAGGAAUCAGCCAAUCAUUCCUAGUUGGUUUCGGGUAUUGGAUGGUUUUUUUUACAGGUGUUAGACAGUUGGCAUGCUAUCACUUACUGUCCUUUCACUUCCCCCUCAGUUCGCUGUCGUCUCCCAAUGAAGGUCGGUCUUUGUCGAGCUGCCUUCCCAAAGUUCUACUACGAACCAACAAAUCAGAGCUGCCGCAGCUUCAUCUACGGUGGCUGUGAUGCUAAUGCUAACAUGUUUGACUCUAAGGAAGAGUGUGAGGACACCUGCAGGGGAGUGACAGGUACACACAAGCAAACACACACACACACACACACACACACACACACACACACACACACACACACACACACACACAUGCACAGCCAUAAUCAUGUUGCUGCUGCUGCUGCUGCUGCUGCUGAUGAUGAUAAUUGAUGAUGAUGAUGGUGUGCGUGCGUGCCUGUGUGUGUGUGUGUGUGUGUGUGUGUGUGUGUGUGUGUGUGUGUGUGUGUGUGGGUGGGUGCCUGCAUGUGUGUGUGUGUGUGUGUGUAUGUAGGUCCUGUUCUCCCUGAUGAGUCAACUGCUGCUACUCCCCAACCUCAAGUCAACACUGCUGCUCUCCUUCCUUCGCUCAACACAAGUAACUACUCAAUUCACGUCAGCGGUGCAACCUCAGAGACACUCUGAACAAUGCUAUUAAUUACAGAGUUUUAUAAAUUGGUAAACUGGUUAAUGUAAUUCUGUCAUGAAACACCACUGCUGUUUAUGAUAUUUGUAAAAAGUUGAUAUAGAGGAACAACCGAACAGGUAGAGUUCUUGUAGAAGAGGAACCAAACAGGUAAAAAGUUCUUAUAGAGGAAUAGACACUGUUUUAGUGUCCAAAACAGUCAGCAUUGUCAGUCAUCCAACUCGAACAGUUCAAUAACCCACCGAUAUUAUUUACCGUUUAUAUCUUGUUCCUCGUGGUCAGCGCAUUUCAUCCAUUUGCAUUGUGCGAAAAAAGUUUUAGCUCCCUUUAGCUUCAGGUGUCCUGAUAGAGGCUGACAGGAGGAGCAUCUCUGUUCUUGGUACCGAGUCCGGAUCACAGCCCCAGACAGGCAGUGACUAACUCACAGUGUUGGAUCCGUGAACUGGUAGAAGAAGACCAGGAGUAAACAACUGAGCUGGCCGACCAGAAACAGCGCUUAAAACUUUUAUUUUAAUCACACAAUGCAAAUGGAGGAGACACUGACCGUGAGGAAUGGGAUGUACAGGAUGUAAACGGGAAUAAUAUUGGUGGAUUAUUAAUCUGUUGGAGCUGGAUGACUGAUGCUGACUGUUUAAGAUACCAGAUUGAAGGUAAGAAAUUUUUCCCUCCGUUAUUUUCUCUAGGGCUGCAACGAUUAGUCGACGUAAUCGAUUAUGUCGACACGACAAAUUCAUCGACACGAAAACGAAGCGUCGACGCGUCGUGUUAUUGUUGUUAAGAAUCACAUGCCGGCGCCUCAUGCUCAUCUAUAACUGCAGUGCACUACAGGAUGUGCUGGGGGCAGUAGUGCUCGCUGUUUACAUCCCGCGAGCAAACACAGAAGAAGAGUGCACACAUUAUGGCAGAACAAACGGAAAAAGACGCUCCAAAACUCCGACCCAAAUCUUAAAAAGUUUUGGAACAUUUUACGGAGAACAAACCAAAAAAACACGUUGAUCAGAGCUCAGCUUUCCUACCAUGGCAGCACCACGGCGAUGCAUGAGCACCUGAAACGCCGACACCCCGGAAAUAGGUGUUUAUAAAAAAAGAAGAUAGUGAUUAAUCGGACGACUAGUCGAUAGAUUAGUCGACAAAAAAAUAAUCGUUAGUUGUAGCACUAAUUUUAUGUCAUAUCUCAGUUAAACAGUGGUGUGGUGUAAUUAGCUGCUGUGAAAGCUGUAGCUUGGUGAACACAGAUGUGUCUGUGUGGAUAAGAGGGGCUGUUUUGGUCAGGCAGGUGUGUUCAUGAGGGAGACUCUGGUGAUGAAGUUUAUUACACUUAAUACCAAUGUUUACGUUAGAUCACUGCUGCUGCGUGCGGGCGGAAGGCAGGCGUGCGGGAGGGUGGGAGGGUGGGCGGGUGGGCGUGUGUUUGUAAGGAUCCUUGGUGUGCUACCAGAGGUUUUAGCCUCUCUCCCAGAUGAUGACUGAUGUUUAUCAAACAUUGCCCCAAGAAUUGAGGGUCUUUGCAAAGCAAAACAGGCUCAGGUCUCACAUUAACAUUGCCUACCAGUGCAGGGAGGGGAGGGGGGGAAACUGCAUGAAACGAUCUUUGGGGGGACGCAAAUGUAUGUGUACAUAUAUAUAUAUAUAUAUAUAUUGUGGUCAAAAGUUUACAUACACUUGUAAAGAACAUAAUGCUAUGGCUCUCUUGAGUUUUCAGUUAUUUCUACAACUCUGAUUUUUCUCUGAUAGAGUGAUUGGAAUAGAUACUUCUUUGUCACAAAAAACAUUCAUGAAGUUUAGUUCUUUUAUGACUUUAUUAUCGGUUAACAGAAAAAUUGACAAAAUCUGCUGGGUCAAAAAUAUACAUACGUGAAUUAGCAAUUUUGGUGACUUAGAAAGUUGUGUCAGUGAAAUGAGCUUCAUAGCAUGGUCUCUUAACUUCUUGUGAGUGAUUAUGAGUGACUACAGCUGGUGACUUCUCUGAGGCCAUUUAAAUACGGCUCAUUGGAUACAAACGCCCACCAAUGCUACAAUGGGAAAGUCAAAGGAGCUCAGCAUGGAUCUAAAAAAGCGAAUCAUUGACUUGAACAGUUCAGGAAAGCCACUUGGAGCAAUUUCAAAGCAGCUGCAGGUCCCAAGAGCAGAAGUGCAAACAACUGCUUGUGAGUAUAAAGUGCAUGGCACUGUUUUGUCACUGCCACGAUCAGGAAGAAAACGCAAGCAAUCACCUGUUGCUGAGGGAAAAUUGGUCAGGAGGGGGAAGAGUCAAUCGAGAACCACCAAAAAGCAGAUCUGCCAAGAAUUAGAAGCUGCUGGAACACAGCUGUCAGUGUCCACAGUCAAGCGUUUUUUGCAAAUCCAUGGACUGAGAGGCUGCUGUGCAAGAAGGAAGCUCUUGCUUCAAAAGCAGUACCUUAAGGCUCGACUGAAGUUUGCUGCUGAUCACAUGGACAAAGAUAAGACCUUCUGGAGGAAAGUUCUGUGGUCAGACGAAACAAAUAUUCGAGCUGUUUGGCUGUUUGUUCCGAUUACCGAUUAAUAAGAUUUUUUACAUUUUUUAUGAAGUUUUAAAAUGUUGUUAAUUUAAGUAAUAUAUCUACAUAUUUACUUGUGUUUUUAAACAAAUGGCUGCUUUUGAGCCUUUCAAAAACUUCUUCAAAGAAAUAAAGGCAGAAAACUCAUUUCAAAUCCUUACAUUAAGCAUUUUUCUUAGUUGUGUUUACAUAAUAUGAGUUACACUACACCCCCGGCUAUUUAUUUUAACAGUAAUAAAGAUGAUAAACUAAUUCUUUUCAGCUUAUUAUUCAGACUAUAGCGGGUAUGAGUCUGAUUAUUUCCGCAACCUCCCUCUUGUCAAACUCACACACUCGUCAUCCUCUAAAAUAAAUAGCCUAUAUAAAUAAAUAAAUAAAAAAAGCUAACUCGCAUACAUCAUAAAAAUUAAGGAAUACUAGAUAUACUGUAGGCUACUGCUGUUCAUGCUGACAGGAAGACCGACUGAUCGAAUCAGUAAUAUUCCAGGUAUUUAUCAUGAAUCAAACUCGGACCAGAGAAGCGUUUUCAACUAUCCCCCCACCCCCCUUGCCGACUGUGCCUCAGUGUCUUAACUCACGUUACUCAUUUCCGGUCCGGUCUCAAUUGGAGACACGCAGCUGCCUCAGUAAGAGAAGUAGCUCAAUCACGUAAUUUGUACUGUUGUUUAUUCUGCCAUCACUGGCACAGCUAACAGUGUAGCAAGGCUAAUAGCAGAUGGCUAACUCUAACUUUAGCUUGCAUAUUACAUGGUGCUUCACUGUUAACUUGGCAUGACCGAGACCAGCAUAGCAGGGAACAUUGUGGAGUGGGUUGAACUGAAACUUGUUGACUUAUUGUGUAUUUUACAAACUGGUUUAUUUACCGUUAAGGCAGACCACUGUAAUCCGCGCGUCCCUGCUGCUGCUCGCUACAAAUCUGUCACUCUGCUGUGCUGUGAGGUAGUUAGUGGAUGAAGAUUGUCAUGAGGUUGCUGUGCCAUCUACAGGAUAAGUCUGGGGAUCUUUUCAAAUGGCGGAACACUUUCGAAGUGAAACCGAAUCUUAUUCUCCGCAUUCUAUUUCUGAAAAUAUCGGUGACAAUCGGCGAGUUUUGGCCGAUUACCGAUUAGUCUCAAACGGGCUAAAAUUGGCUGAUUUAAUCAGCUCACCGAUAAAUCGGUCGGGCCCUAUAAAGGAAUAUCUUAUCUUUUUAAAGAGUAAAGAGUUUUAUUAGAAAAACAACCAAACAGGCAAAGAGUUCUUUUAGAAGAACAACCAAACAGGUUAAAAGUUGAUAUAGAGACAUGAUUAGGUAUAAAAAGGGCAUUCAGAAAGUCUGAGGCUGUUUUCAAAUUUAAAUACUUUACUAGCAGUCUGUACUGAUUUGCCCAAAAUGUAGUGUGCAGUGUUCAAACUAAUACGAAAGUUGCAGUAUGCCAAAAAUACCGCAUGACAUACUGAUUCAGGGAAGUUUCACAGUAUGCAUCAGUCCAGUCUGCUUUUCCAACGGUUACCCACAAUGCAAAGCGCCUGAUCAGAGUUUGGCUUGGGAGGGAGUGGUAGUGGGGUGCCUGGAUACUCAGUCAUUUCAAAUUUGUGCCAAAGUUUAUUUUUCACUUCUAAUUUGUAGAUUAUGGUCUAAAGAACAAUUUUAGUUCGAGUGUCAAGAAAGCAGAUUGAAGAAAAAUAUAUUUUUUGCCCAAUUUCCAAAAUGACCAAAAUCAGAAAUUAUGUUUCUUUGAACAGUGUCUAAUUUUCCCACAAUAGCUGUCUAAUAUAUAUUUUAAUUACAGUACCAUGUCAAUACUGUGUGAGAAAUCAACAGGACUUCAAAUAUUGAUGUUUUAAAUAUUUAUAGUUAUUAUAUGAAGUUUUACAUAAAUGAGACAACAGCAAAUAAUGAGCUAAAACAUGGUUAUUACACUCCAACAACUAUAAUACAGUUUAACUGUACCACAGUAUGUUGCCAUUGGCCUUCAGAACUUCCAAUACAAUAUUUUACAGAAGAAAAAAAUGAAUUAAACACAAUCAUACAAUCUUGGACUCUGGCCAAGCUAGUUUUCACAAUUACAUUUGCAAAGACGUGUACACUUACAAGGAGUUUUACAGGAGCACUUAACAUCUAACUUUAAUAUAUCCUUGGCCAGGGGCAGAGUGGUCCAAAUGGGAAGCAGCUUCCCAUUCUCUUCCUUCCACCCAUAAUUAGUUGGACUGUGCAUGGGCAUCAUGGACCUGAAUGAAGGAAUGAAUGAUUUGAUUAAUUAACCAUUAAUUAAUUCAUUAAAUUGACAUAGUAGUGCAAUACCCAAAUUCAUGCAGAUACAUACAUAUGGGCUACAUAUAGGCGACACUUGCUUGGAAGACACUCCUAUUCAGAUGUUGAUCCAAAGCAUCACUAGUUGGGGGAAUUCUCUCCACAUCCCUAGUUUUCUGUGAGAAUUGAUCAACAUCAGUGCCCUUGUUUGAGUCAACAGUGUACAGCCUACAGACAAAGUUUGUCGCUGCUUCUUUCAGCCUUGGAGAUGCUUGAUAUGGAGUGUCGACAAGACCUGCAAAUUCCUCCAUGAGGGAUCGCACUUUGAUGGCACAAAUCCCAGUUCCAUGGAAGGAUGAGCUUGAAUUACGUGAUGUGGGAUUAUGAUCCAAGUUAUCCAAGGCUCCAACUGUGAAAAUUUGUUUACGCACAUUUGUAGGACAGACUAUAUCUGCGUUGUUCCUUGUUUGUUGUGCAAUAGCCCGUGCAAAACUAGCCUCAAUGCUGAGGACUUUCUUAUAUGACACGCUAAGAGAAUUUUUAUGUAGGAGUUCUACUAACUUCUUGCUUUUUGUUUGCGAGUGCAAUUCGAGUGCCAGGUACACUGCAAGUGGAGGCUCACAAUUCAAUUUAGCAGAAAGAGAUGUCAUAUUUAGCAUGGCGACCUGACUCACAGACAGGAACUCCCUGGAACUUUCUUCUUCUGGUGAUGAUUUGGGCCCUGAAAGGAGAUGACGGAAGAAAUACUUCAUACGUUGUGGAACAGAUGACUCUUCACAACCACUGGGAAAUGAACCAUCAAACCUGAAUGGAGUUGUAUGUUUCAUAACAGCUUUUCUUAGAAUUGAUGCUGCCAUCAGUAAUGUAUGUGCUUCCUCAUCUGGUGUUUGAGUUGCAUCCGAUAUAAUUUUUCUAGCCUCUUUUGAACAAAUAAUAAAAACUUGGUCACGGGAACCUUUUUCCUCUGUCAUAUCCGGGAAGUGUUUGAGAACUUUUUCCUUUAGCCUUGUCCGGUUCACAGUCUUCUGAAUUCUGUGUUGUUCCAAUCUCUCUGUCAUCAUUUCUGUCAGAUCUUGCAAUGAAAAAACCUUACGACCUCCAGUGACUUCUUCCUUCAUGAAUUGGAACAACUCAUUUUCUGCUGUGACCUCAAAGUUCUCACCUGCUGUGUCUUUAUUAACAAUCACAUCAUAACGUCGGAUGAACUUUCUGUAGCAAUUCCGAUGAUACUUGGCUUCAAUAGCGACUAGAUCUCCUUCUGCAAGGAGUGCCACGAUACGAUCUCCCAGUGCAACUGCCUUGUCGUGUAUCUCUUUGGUGAGUUGUACCUUCUGGAACGAAUGGUCUGCUGUAUUUGUUUCGUCACCACAAAAGAGACACUUAUUACGAUUAACAGGUGCACCAGUCUGGCAGGAUCUUCUUGUUGCAGGAAAGGAACCUUCAGAAUGUCUUUUCUUUGCAUUGUCAAGUGCUGAUGCCCUGUAAAGCUGACGGCAAGUUUUAUGCCAGGAUGCACGAUUUUGCUGCAUCGAUUCUGCAUCUGGAAGUUCUAUAUCUGGGUAAGGAGCAGCGCCAAUUGAUCUGAACUGACUUAGAAGGCUAAUAAUUUCUGUGUAGGCUCCAUCUCUAUGACUGGCAACUGGAUUUGCAAGAGGGCAAACAAGAUUCUCCUCUGUUUGCUUUUGCACAGUAUGCAUAACUGCCAAUUUGUUGUCAUAGCCAUCUCAUAAAAAUAACUAAUUUAGACAAACCAUCCAAAGCUUCUUGAACCUCUUCCAGGUGUUGUUUUCUGUUAGCAUCAUAUAAUGAAGAAAGCAUAAAACAUAUGGAUGAAUACUUUUCUAUUUGUUGUACUUUCACAGUUUGCCUCAACAUACAAGAAAGCUGUCAGCAGUUCAUGUACAUUUGCCCAUAACAGUAAAGCAUAUUAUACUAGAAUAAGUGAAAUAGAAAUAAUAAUUAAACACAUACUCACACUACUGCAUGGCAUUUAGAAGGUAGGGAAUUAUAAUGAAAACAUAAUUUCUUCCUCAGCAUAAUUGCUAUUCUAAAGGCUUUGCCAGUGCUAGCAUACUGUAGCCUUUGGUUACUACUAGUUCAUAAUAUUUUGGGAUGCAUUACUUCGGCCACUUAUCCCACAUGACUGUCCAUAUUCAUAAAACACUUUAGGAUACUUCUUGAUGUUUAACUUUGUUUGCUUACCUUCAACAUAUCAAUAUCACAAGAGAAGAACCAAUACAGCUCAUGCACAUGGCAACUGUCUGAUAACUAACUAACCAGCUAGCAAGUCUGAUUAAUUAAGAUACACCUGCAAGCCUUCUCUCUAGUGGCAGUAGAUAGCACAACUAAUAGUAGCCUACGUUAUACAACUAUUUACAAAAUAAAAUAUAGGAGUGGUACACAGUAAUUAAAAAUAUAUAUUACACAGCAAUUGUGGGGAAAAUAAGACAUUGUUAAGAAAAUUAUUAUUCCGAUUUUGGUCAUUUUUGAAAUUGGGCAAAAUAAAUAUUUUUCUUCAAUCUGCUUUCUUGACACUCGAACCAGAAUUGUUCUAUGGACCAUAAUCUACAAAUUGGAAGUGACCAAGAGGACAGCCAAAAGAUUUCUCCUUCUGACAGCUUGUCUUCUCCUCCUUCUUGCAGCAUUAUUACUACAAACAACUGACAAGAAUGACAUGUUUUGUUUUCAUGCAAUUAAUUUUUUAUCCUGUAUUUUUUCACCACCUCAAUUUUUUCUAUUCCUAAUCCUUUAUAUACUUUACUGUGCAUGGGAUGUUGGCCACACAGCGUGUGCCUUCAGCGCUGCACAAACUAGCAGUGCUGUUUACAUCACACAACUGGACAGGCAGCUGGCAUUAGAGGGGGUCUAAAGCUUUAAUACAGAAAGCUGAGUAAAUGUUAAAGCAGUCUAACCCAAUCAGCAGCCAGGACGGUAUUAUAAAUAAAUUUACAAGAGACGGGAGAUUGCAUAAGACCGCACCACACAGACAACAUCAGUUAACAAGUUUUAUCAAGAUGCAACCACUUUUAUUUAUAGCAGGAUAAUGAGGACAACGUAACAUGACCCAAAGCCAAUCUUCUGUCUGAUGAGCAGGACUCUGCUAUAUUUACAGUUCCAGGAUGACAGCCGAAUGCUGUCAGAUAUAUGAGUCGUUGUAUAGGUGGAACACCUUUUCAUUGUAGGUUUUGGGCAAUAGAAAUCACAUAUUAGAUUUUUUUCAGUGCAUUACUGGAUAUGCAGCGUUGUUUUCAGUUUUCCUGGGAAUGAUGUAUGUCUGUAUACCGGAAACAAGCUAGACGGGGCUAAGCAUAUGACACAAUAACGGCCGGCUUGCAGUCAUACUUUUUCUACUGUCCAACACGGUAUGCAGUACGCUCUGCAGACAAUGACAAACCACAUUCUGCAGGGAUUAAAAUAGCACGGCUCUGCAGUAGAAGAGUCUUGCUAACAAACUGGCCUGCCUGCAGUCCUGACUUGUCUCCCAUUGAAAACAUUUGGAGCAUCAUUACACUAAAACCAGGACAAAGGGGACCUUGAACUGUUGAGCACCCUAAAUCCUCUAUCAGGCAAGAAUGGGACAUUUCAAUGGGACAGCAGAUAAAAUGAAGUGUUUCAGGCGGUGGCUGAAAAAAAGUUUUUUGGUCCGAACAUUAUGUUGAGCUAUCAAAGAGGAAUCAAGAAGAAAAUUUGAAAAAUGCAUAAUACCCUUCUUUAACAAUUUAGACUGACUGAUGAACUAAUACUGACAACUGCAGUUGUAAAACUAGCUGUAAAACUGUCUAUCUGUCUGACUGUCUGUCUGUAGGUGAAGUUGAGGCUGAUAUUACAGACUCUUCAACCACGCAGAGAGCAGGUAACACAAGCAACGCACCUGUAGUAUAACACUUGCCAUUGAUGUUGUGUGUGGGUGUGUGUUUGGUGUGCAUGCGCACAGGUGUAUGUGUAUGUCAGUAACAUGUUCCUCUUGUCUGCAGGAUCACUAGGUAAGCUUUAUGCAGGUAUACAGUUAUGUUCAUGAUAAUAGCAGUGUGUUUAAAAGGGUGAGUAAACCUCAAAAUUCUUCAAAUAACAUGUAUUUUAAUGAACACAAAUGCAUUGGCGACACUGCACAUUCUAUUUCAAAGCAAGAAAAUUGGAAAAAGUAAUUGAUUUGAUAAUAUUUUACAGAAAGUCAAGAAAUGUAAUGUUCAAAAAAGUAGCAGUGUUGACAUCUUUCUUUACAAACUCAAAAAUGUACACUAUAAUCUAAGAAAUGCUUUAAGAUUCAACUUCCCGAGAAUAAUAAACUAAUACUUAGUUGCAUAAUCACGGUUUCUGAUAACUGCUUCACAUUUGUGGUACAUGAAGUCGACCAACUUCUGGCACCAGUCAACAGGUAUUGCAGCCCAGGACGAUUGUACUGCAUUCCACAAUUCCUCUGCAUUUCUUGGUUUUGCCUCAUGAACAGUAUUUUUUAUAUAAGCCCACAAGCUUUCUGUGGGAUUAAGGUCCGGGAUUGUGUUGGCCAGUCCAUUACUUGAAUUCUAUUUGUCUGGAACCAUGAUUUUACUCGCUUGCUGGUGUGUUUGGGGUCAUUGUCUUGUUGAAACAACCAUUUCAGGGGCAUUUCCUCUUCAACAUACGGCAACGUGACUCCUUCCAGUAUUCUGAUGUACUCAAACUGAUCCAUGAUCCCUGGUAUGCGAUAAAUAGGACCAAUACCAUAGUACAAGUAACAUCCCCAUAUGAUCAUGAUGCUUGCACCACCAUGCUUCACCAUCUUCACUGUAUACUGUGGCUUGAAUUCAUUGUUUGCAGGACGUCUGACAAACUGUCUGUGGCCCUUAGACCCAAAAAGAAUGAUCUUACUCUCAUCAGUUCACAAAAUAUUACGCCUUUUCUUUUUAGGCCAGUCAAUGUGUUCUUUGGCAAAUUGUAACCGCUUUGGCACAUGUAUUUUUUUUAACAAUGGGACUUUGCAGGGGCCUCUUGCUAGUGGCUUGGCUUCACAUAGAUGUCAUCUGAUUGUUACAGUACUCACAGGCACUCCUAGAUCUUCUUUGAUCCUCCUGGAGCUCAUCAUUGGCUGAGCCUUUGCCAUUUUGGUUAUUCUCUGAUCCAUUCGAAUAGUCGUUUUUCUUUUUCUUCCGUGCCUGUCGGGUUUUGGCUGCCAUUUUAAAGCAUUUGAUAUCAUUUUAGCUGAACAGCCUACCAUUUUCUGCACUUCUUUAUAGGUUUUCCCCUCUUUUAUUAAUUUCUUAAUCAAAGGACGCUCUUCUUCUGGAUAGUGUCUUGAACAACGCAUUUUACUCUGAUUUUCAAGGACAAAUGCACACCCAGCAUAUGCAGCAUUAGUUGCCUUGAUCCUUAACUAAGGGCCACCUGUUUAACACCCAUUUUUUUCACAUAAUCAAUGACCUUACUAAUUGAACUCGGCACUGCUAUUUUUUGAACAUGCCCCUUUCAGUAAAUGAUUCGGUUUCUCAUAAUCAGCAGCAUGCAUGUCAUGCCUGUUGGGUCUGUUGGUUUUCUAUACUUUUACUAAACCUUCUAGAAACUUACUUGCAGUGUAGAAGUUGAAAUUCUAACAAAAAUGGUGAUGUAUCUUGCUAGUGAUGUGGGACUGCUAUUAUUCUGAACUUAACUGUAUUUGUCAGUCUGAAGCUAUAGUCCGGUGUCCGAGCUCUCAGAAGAAAGUUCUCUGUAUCCUCUCUGUCAAUAUCACACAUACUGAUCAUGUGUUAUUUACCUGACCAAUCAGAGCGUUGUGGGGCGGAGCCUCAGGUGGGUCACUGCAGAGCAGCAUUUCGACGUUGGUACUACAACAGACAGACAGGUAGCUGUCAAUCAUUCAUCUAUGGAGGCUGUGGAGGGAACAAGAAUAACCACCUGAGCAUGGAAAGCUGCAUAGCUGCAUGUACAGGUGAGAUACACAACUGUACAGGUGAGACAAACACAGCUGUACAGGUUAGACACACAGCUGUUCAAGUGAGACACAUACUGCCGUUCAGGUAAACCCACCUGUGCGAGGGAUGUAUUUAGUCCAGGUGUGCUCUGUUUCUACAGUGUCGGUGCAGCCAUCCUCUCAGAAAGCUGCCGCUGCUGAUGUCUCUGUAAAAUACACAGGUAAUAAACCCUGAUGAAGAUGAUGACAGGUGUGAUGCAAGCACCUGAGUAGUCAACUGUUAGUCAACACAGGACUUAAACCACCUUCCCUCCUCUGUCAUUGCGCAGACAGAUGCACAGUGACCCCUGAUCCUGGUCCCUGCCGCGCCGCCUUUCCCGCAUUCUACUACGACCCUGAAAGCUCCACCUGUUACCCCUUCCUCUAUGGUGGUUGUUUUGGUAAUCAAAAUCGCUAUGGCAGCCACGAGGACUGUAUGAACCACUGCAGCAGAAACAGUAAACAACCUCAACUUAUCAUGUUUACAGAGAAAUAUAAAAACAAUGUACAGAUACACAGUAGUGAAUGUGUGUGCACACGUGUGUGUGUGUGUGUGUGUGUGUGUGCGUGUGUGCGUGUGUGUGUGUGCACAUGUAAAAUGUGUGUAAACUGUGUGUUUAUGUCUCCUCAGGUCAGUUUGAAGGGCAGGGGAAUCCUCGUAAUCACUGGACUGCAGGUUAGUAUUAUUUUAUGGUUUAUCAUUACUGGCUAAUAGAAAACUGCAUUCUGAUUGGUUAAAACCCCAUCCAAUGAAGUCCAUUCUGACCCAGUUGUCUUUGGAUAUGGUCUUAUGGUCUUCGUACAUGUGAGCAGCCACAGUGGGCAAUCGCAGGUUCUCAGUGAGCUCCUUUGUUGAACUCAUGACUGUCCUUAAACCAACAUCAAAAUUUGCCAGGGGUAUGAAUAAUUUUGGGCUUGAUUAUGCAUGUACAGUAUGUAUAUAGUGUAUAUGUAUAUAUGUAUAUAUUUAUUUUUGCUUUUUGUCACACAUGUGAUCAUAAAACUAAUGUGAAUAUCAAUUAUCAAUCAAUGACUUUAUUUAUAAGGGAAAAAGCAAUCAAAACCAGCCUGGUUCUAAGUGAAAAAGUAAUCGCCCCGUCUUCUUAAAGACCCACUCCGUUGAAUAUCAUUUUUUUCUUGUUGUCUACAUGUCCAUAUGGCAUUUUUCAUAUGGCAACUUCAGUAAGUUUGAAGUUGCAUUUCUGAGUAUUUCUGCAAUCAAAUCGCUGUGAACUUCUCACAGACCCAAACGGCAGGUUCAGACACACUGAGAUUUCCUGCACUACAACUGCAAGCUCUGCCCCCAUAGCCCCGGCACGCAGGCCAGACUCUGAAAAGCAGAGAGGACAAUCGCGGAACAAGCAUGUGCAUUAGUGCAUUGCAAUGCGAGUAAGAAAGCUAAUAUGAUAUUAACUUUCAUCAAGUCACAAAGACAUUAGUGUCCGAGAGCUGAAUAGCUCCUAUGUUACCUGCUACUUCUUUUUUUUCUUUUUUUUUGUAAUUCACUUUUUAUUAGUUUUCAACAGGAAAAAAUAAUACAUAUAUACAAUAACCCAAGUCAAACAAAAGCCAAACAGAGCCUCGACAAAAAACAAAGACAAAAAAAAAAAAACCACAGAGGCAGUAUUACUACGCUAAUAUUAACAUGUGCAUACAAAUGCAGACUGGUGACAAAAGUUAGCUUGAGGGCGCAACCCUCCAAUUUAUCAAGAUCCUGCAGUAUACAAACCCCAUAUUUUCAUGUAUAAGUCUUCCUUAUCUAGCAAUCUAUAACUAAGCCGUUCGUAGGAAGCAAUCUUGGCCAUCUCAUCAAACCAUUCUUUCGUUUUCCGAAGUUGCAGCACUGUCCUGCAUCCAGUUAUAAGUGCAGCAUACACCAUACCAUCUGGUGUACAGUUAGGCCACUUCCGCAACACACUUAAUAGACAAAGCAGUGGUUGUUGUACCAGAGUACAGGACAUUACAGUGUUAAUAAAAGAGAUAAUCUUAGACCGUAGUAAGUCUACCAUGCGGCAUGAAUACAACAUAUGAACAAAAGUACCACGAAAAGCGUCACAUCUCCAACAUAAGUCAGAAUUUGUAAUUCCUAACUGUGCCAUUUUACAUGGGGUCCAGUAAGUUCUAUUAAUAAUAUAACUAAUCAAACAGGUCUGCAUUUCCCUCAAUACUUUCAACCAUGUUUUAAUAAUUUGCGCCCAUGUUUCACUAGAUAUCACUUCCUCUAAAUCCCUCUCCCAAACUGAGGUAGUAAAGCAAGACCAGAAACACAGGGAAUAAACUACUACAAAGUAAAACAGGAAACACUGAUAAAAGAGAAUAAAACACUGAGAACAUGAGGGAAACGGGGUCAGACACAAAAUCAAAACUCACUGGACAAGACAAGACUAGAGGGGAACAGGAACAAUAGGGCAUAGAAACACAAGGGAAAAUACACUCAAAUCACAGGGAAAAACUCUAUAUACAGAACAUAUAGUGACAAUUUUCUCCUCUAUAGACACCCAUACAGGGGCUUGGUCAGCUGACAUGUAUAAUUUUGACAGUUGUUUGAAACAGAAAGUAUAAUGAUUCCAGGCUAUGUGAAGGAGGCCCAGUCCUCCAUCCUCCAUAGCAGCAUACAGUUUUGUCUGAUUUAUGUAAGGUUUUUCACCCACCCAUAAAAAGCUGUACACAGCUUUAUUAUAUUUGAGUAAUGCAUUUUGUGGGAAACUUAAUGGUAGCAUAUAACUUAGGUAAUUAAUUUUGGGAACAAUUACCAUCUUAAAAUAUUAAUUUUACCUAUAAGUGACAGUCUGAAUUUUGUUCAAUUUUGCAAUAUAAGCUCAACUGUGUGAGUUAGAGGGAGAAGGUUGAUGUCAUAAUACUGUCCAGCCGAGGAGUGAUCUUUAUACCCAAAUAUGUCAGGCCAGAUGGCCGCCUGCACAGUAAUAAAAUAUCGUCCAUGUACAGAUGCAAUUUGUGCUCCUUGCCACCAGCCUUAAUGCCAAUCAUAUUAUUAUUUUGCCUGAUAGAAAUUGCUAAUCGUUCAAGGACCAGAGCAAAUAAUAAGGGGGACAGAGGGCAGCCCUGCCUUGUCCCUCUGCGAAGCUAAAAAGGAGGAGAUUGCCUGCCAUACUACAGAUUCCUUGGAGUUGCAAUAUAAUAUAAUAAUCUAACCCAGUUUAAGGGAUAUUCUGGCAUCACUGUGUGUGUGUGUGUGUGUGUGUGUGUGUGUGUGUGUGUGUGUGUGUGUGUGUGUUGUUUGAGUAUUUUGAUAUUAAAAAUUUACAAAUUAAAUUGUCAACUCCCCUCUGACUAGAGCACCUGGCACUAUAAAGAACUUUCCCUACCCAAUCUCUUUGCAAUAAUAACAAACCAUUCUUUUCCAACUCAGUCUCCUGUAGAAAGACCAGAUCUGGGUUUUCCUGUUUAAAGGCAUGGUUGACGAUUGGAGAGAUUGGUAAUUAUUAUGAUCCUGGUUUAUAUGGCGAUCAUGGUCCUAUAGUGCGAUCUCCACAAAGUGAAGAGAAAAAAGAAUGGGAAAAAAUUGGUUCAUCUGGCUCAUCCCCUCCUACUCUCCCGGCCCUCCUCGUAGCUCUGAGCAGCUAAAAGUAGUGUAGCAGCUCAGCUACAGGAGCUGUGAUGGAGAAGGACGGGGGAAAAAAUAAACACUUCUGCUUGCUCCACCGCAAAAAGUUAAGAAAACACAAGCUGACAGAAGAAAGGGCAGAGUCGAAGGGGAAUUGUGACCAAGCGAGGAAUCUAACUCGAAUAAACAUCUGUAGAGCAGUGGAGAAAGCUCUGCCAGGAUUUGGGCCUAAAAACAGACUGCGAGACAGCAGAGUUUUUGUUGAACAGGUAAUUUUUGCCUUUUAUCGUGGCAUAUGUUACAUGUUACUGUCCUGUUAGAUCUCUCCCUUGUGAAACAACUGAACUUGCAUAAAGCUCCAUACUGACUAACAGAGCCCUAACACAACAAAACAACAACUAUGAGCCAAGACAGCACUUGAGGCCCCCCUACUCUAACUAAACUGCGAUAGUGAAGCUGCAUAAAAGGGGAACCUGACCUGCUCCGGCUCCCCUCCGCCCCACUACCCCAUCUUUUCUUUUUCCCUUUAUCAUAUAGAUAUGAUUUUCAUAUGUAUGACCCAUAAUAACUAGUUAGCCACUGCUGAAUAUUAUUAUGUCUUCCAGGAGGAACUUUAAAUAAAAACCAUAAUAGUGGAGCAGAUUAGUGAAACGAUCGUUCGCUUCAUGAGACAAGCGCCAGAUUUGGCACAAAUGAUGUCUAGGAUGUACUUUCUGAGAAAAGAACACUAUCCUGCUAAAAAUCCAAGAUGGCCGCCUCAAAAUCCAAGAUGUCUGCCCAAAAAUUUGGUUUUUCCCUACUUGUAGGGAAGGUCACGUAGAGACUGUCUUUGUCUCCCCCAUUUUUUUAUUUUUUUUUUUAAAUUUUUUGUUUUGUUUUUGUUUUUGUUUUGUUAUUUUCAUUUUAGGUAGGUAUAAAAACAGAAAUACAAAGGCUGCAUGUUUUAUGGUUCUCAACAACUCAAACAUUUCUGGUCGUCAGCUGAUUGAUUCCGUUAGUCCUUCUCACAUUCACAAGCACAGAACUGGGUGCACUUUAGACCGAAGUGAUAGCAUUUACAGCGUCCUCUGCAUUCAGUCUUGCAGCCACAUUUUGUUAAUUGCUCACUCGUUUGAACAAUUGGUGGAGUUGACCAAAUAACUUGCCAGACCUCACCAUCUUUUUGCCAGCCCCAGUUGGCAGGGCUUUCAGUUUCAAUUUGGCAGACUGUUGCUUGGCCCCAUAUGCAGGCAGCUUGGAAGGCAGACCGUUUGACAUGCUGAACAAGCGAUGCACUUGUGGUAUGGCAUCAUAAGACCUUUGCUUCCGAGCAAACAAGUCCAGUAUUGUCUCAUCAACCUUGGCUGUUGUGCUAUGCUUGUCAUACAUAGUGAUGACAAACUUCUCAAGGAUGUUGAGGUCUGCAUCUUCUAUGAUAGGUGGGUAUUGGCUGAGCUUCCCGAAGACAGGGCCCACUUCAGGACAAACCUCCCAUGCAUGCCAUGCCGUUUUCUUUCCUUUGCCACGAAAAGCUGACACAACAUCACAUCCAGUGAAGGCACGAAAGAACAGCAUGCCACUGCAUUUUUCUGGGCUAAGAUUCACCACCAUGUCAUGUAUUGGUAACCACCGAAUGGACUGACCCUGCCCAAAUUCCAGCCAAAGCAUUUCUAUGCCUGCAUCCUGAAGAGUCGAAAAAACAUUGACUGCAACAACAAGAAUAUCUGUGUCACAUGCCUUAAUCAACAAACACUUCAUCUGAUGCUUGGCUGCAUGAAGAGCAUGAGUGAAAAUUCUGGAGUCAGCUUCUUCAUGGUUACAAGGACUCAAGUUUUCAAGGCUGAUGGCUUUGUUUGCAAGAGCCUGCUCCCCUUUGGUCACAACCACAACAUCGUCAGGACACAGGGUCACUAUCUUUUUUUUUUUUUUUGAAAUUCUCUUUUUAUUGAGAAAGGCAGACCUCCAUCACAUACAUCACUUCACACAUACAGUAAUUCAGUUUGUCAAGGAUACAAUGAUGUUGUACAAACUGCCCUUCUGGAGCUUUCUCCCACGGACCCAAACCGUUCCAGGUGGAAGCAAUAACCCAAAAACAACAAAACCGGGGAGCGCACCCCUACAUGUAAUCAAUACACCAUAUACAAAAAAUAUAAAAUAAAAGAGGGUAGGUUCACACAAAGCACAAGUAUGGUCAAAUAAAAUCAGAUCUGAUUGGUUUUACAUACUCAGUCCAUUUGGACCAGAUCCUGUGGAGAUCUUCUCCAUAACAUAAAUUUCAUAAAUAAUUUCAAUCUAUUCGUCGAUGGUGGGAGGUUUCACUUUUAACCAUUUCCUAGUGACACAUUUCUUACUAGCUGUCUUUUAUGUUCCAUGUUUCAAACAUUAUGUUGUCGAAGAACAUAGUCUUACAUUUUAAUGGAAUGUUCACAUUAAAUGUAUUUUUAAUAUGUUUGUGGAUCUCUUCCCAGUAAGAUUUUAUUACUUGGCAGUCCCAAAUAGAAUAGAAUAGAAUAUUCCUUUAUUGAUCCCCCAUGGGGGAAAUUAUUUUGUCACAGCAGCAUCACAGACAAAGAGUGCAAAAAUGCAGUUAUAAAAAUAAAAAUCCUAAUAUUAAGAACUUAAAUAAAUGUAAUAAUUAAGAAAAAAUUUAGAAAAAGGGAGAAGAAAAAUAAAACUAUCUACAAUAUACACAAUUUAAAUGCCAGUAAAAAGUGGUGGUGUGAGUCCAGUUUUAUUACAGUUCGUUGUAAAGUCUUAUUGCAGAGGGGAGGAAUGACCUGCGGUAGCGCUCUGUCCUGCAAGGUGGAAGUCCAAGUCUGCUGCUGAAGGAGCUGCUUAAAGCCCCCACAGUCUGAUGCAGUGGGUGAGAGGGAUUGUCCAUGAUGGAUACAAGCUUUGUUAACAUCCUCCUCUCACCCACCUCCUCCAGGGAGUCCAAAGAACAGUCCAGAACUGAACUGGCCCUCCUGACCAGUCUAUUCAGUCUCUUCCUGUCCCUCUCGGUGCUCCCUGCCCCCCAGCAGACUACCGCAUAGCAGACUACCGCAUAAAAAAACAUAGAAGUGGCUCAAAUAGAUCCACAGAGUCUCCAACAAGCAUCCCCGUUACACUGAUGACGCUUCUGAGUGGGUGUGAUAAAAAAAUCUUGUUAUAUUUUUCCAGCAGAACUCUCGCCAGGUGUUUGACCCAGUUGAGAUCCAUUGUAAUUGACAUAUUGUCUCCCAACUCUCCUGUGUAAUAAUUGUCCAUAUUGCCGUUUCCCAUUUCCUCCUUAUGUGUUCUGUAUUCUCUUGUUUGGCUAAUUGUAUGGUAUUAUAUAAUUUGGAGAUAAUUUUGUUACAAGAUCUGGACUUCGUUAAUGAUAAAAAUACCUCCGUGAACACUGACUCGUCUUUUCUUAACGCUUCUUUAAUAUUUUUGUUAUAAUAAUCUCUCACUUGGAAGUACCUUAAAGAAAUCGUCUCUCCCUAGACCAUGAUCCUUCUGUAGGGCCUCAAAACUCUGAAAUGCCCCCUUGUGGACAAAUGAAUAAUAGGUAGUUAGACCUUUUGUGAUCCAUGGCUUAAAUCUGCCGUCGGUUUUAUUUGGUGUAAAGUCUGAAUCAUAGGCACACCACCUCACAAUCUUAGAUGCAUCUUUUAAUCUGCAAAUUUUGACUAUUUCCUGCCAGGAUUUCAGGAAGCUGCCUGUAAUAGAGUCCUCCGGGAUCUCACGUUCUUUUUGUAAUUUAUUAUCACUUAAUAAAGCUGUUAUUGGAACUCCCUUUAUCAUCGUUCCUUCAAUUUCCUUCCAUGCUGCAGUGUAUGUAGGCAAGCACAGGCAGACUAAAGGCCUCAGCUGAGCUGCAUAGUAGUAGUCCUGUAAGCAGCGAAGGCCCAUUCCCCCUUUUUCUUUUCUUAAUUGCAAUGUUUUAAAUUUGAUUCUGGCCCUUUUCCCUUGCCACAGAUACUUCGCUAUUACUCUGUCCCACUCUAAGAACUGUUUAGAUAGUGUUUCAAUUGGUAAACAUUGAAAAAAGUACAACAUCCGUGCAAGAAUAUUCAUCUUGAUUGACUCUCUCCGGGAGCUUAAAAAGGGAAUAACGUUCCAUCUUUGUAUAUCAGUUUUUAUCUUUGAAUUUAGCGGGCCAUAAUUUAUGUUAUACAGUCUCGUGAGGUCCCUAGGUAAUGAGACACCCAAAUAUUUAAUGGACUCAGCAUCCUAUAUACAAUUGUACAUGGUCCUAAUUGAAGGUGGAGGUUAGGGUCACUAUCUUGUCUGCAAGGAACAUAAAGAGCUCAGUCUUAUUGUCACUGUCACGCAAAAAGCUUUUCCAGUUGGGUGGUAGUUUGGUUUGGUCAGUCACUCUACGUCAACCUCCCUUACCUCUGUUUGCCCUAGUUUCAGCCUUGAGGCUUGAAGUCCAGUAAACAUCAAAAAUGCUAUCUGUUCGUGCAUACAGAACUCAAGCAUGUCACACUCUCAUGACUGGCAUACGUACUUAUUCUUGUCAUUGGAAACUGCAGCUGCCUCUUGGCGAAAGAAGUCAGUUUUGUUCUUUUUAAUGGGCCUAUAGAAGGAACCCUCAUCCCCCAGACCAUUGAAAAAGUCUUUGAAGGCAACUUGACCUUUCUCAAGGUGAAUUCUUACAAGCUCAGCAGCACUGGGAUGUGCAAUGUUUUUUGUGUCCAAUGUGAGUAGAUCUUUGGACUCCUCCUGGAAAGGAUUUCCCAGAUCCUUCAUCACAUUAAACAACUUGUGUACCUUAUCAAUAAAGGACUUCUGAGACUGACUUGUCUGCUCAUGAUGCCUGAUAUCUUCAUUGGCGUCGUUGACCUGAGAUGCCAGCUCAUACUGGCUGACUAACUGGCUAACUUCUGGUCCAGACACCAUCCACCGCCUCAGUGCAGAUGGAUCCUCUGUAACUCCAAUGGCACCAUCAUCACCUUUAAUAACUGCAUUGGCCUGCUUAUGAGCUUGGUCAAUGGAUAGGCCUGAGAAAUCCCUAGGAGUCUUGUGGACCACAAACUUUCCCUGCUGAAAUUCAUGGAACACCUGAGGAUGAGUUUGCUCCAAAGAAACCAUGUCUCUGAGGUGGAUGGGGAGCCGGCGAGCAUAGUUUACAUUGUUGUUUGCAAAGAGGAAGGGGAUUAGAGCAAACAGUGCUUCACAAUACAACUUAAAGUUAGCUUCUCUGAGAGAUCUGACCAAUGAGAAGACCACCUCAUUUCCACUGACAACACAAGCUCCCAGAAUUUAAACUGGGGACUCUCCUCCCUGCGUGUCUCACACCAGUCAUCGAAAUUCAUCGAAACUCCUUCUUUCUCUUCUGCACAAUGGUACUCAUAUGCUUCCUUUCUGAGCCUGUAGAGACAGCAUGCUGUAACUUGGUGCAUGUGACGUGUUCUUGUGACAUUGGAGGCAGAAAGAAAGAGUCGGCUUUUCCAGGAGAAGCUACCCCUGCCUCCACCUGUCCACCCACUACUAUCAAGUAGGGUCCUCAGUGAUCUGAAGGCAGCUCACUAUGUGGAGCCCACAUAGAGAGCUGAGGUAAUACUCACUUCAAAUUCAAAGCCUCGCUUCUUCUCUGCAUGGUGGGCGGACCAAGUGAUGUUAACCUCACCAUCUACGUUCUUUGUGAGGCUAACCUUCUGCAACCAUUCAUAUUCCUUUGUCAGGGAGAGACUUGGUAAAGAUGUACACUCACCGGCCACUUUAUUAGGUACACCAUGCUAGUAACGGGUUGGACCCCCUUUUGCCUUCAGAACUGCCUCAAUUCUUCGUGGCAUAGAUUCAACAAGGUGCUGGAAGCAUUCCUCAGAGAGCUUGGUCCAUAUUGACAUGAUGGCAUCACACAGUUGCCGCAGAUUUGUCGGCUGCACAUCCAUGAUGCGAAUCUCCCGUUCCACCACAUCCCAAAGAUGCUCUAUUGGAUUGAGAUCUGGUGACUGUGGAGGCCAUUUGAGUACAGUGAACUCAUUGUCAUGUUCAAGAAACCAGUCUGAGAUGAUUCCAGCUUUAUGACAUGGCGCAUUAUCCUGCUGAAAGUAGCCAUCAGAAGUUGGGUACAUUGUGGUCAUAAAGGGAUGGACAUGGUCAGCAACAAUACUCAGGUAGGCUGUGGCGUUGCAACAAUGCUCAAUUGGUACCAAGGGGCCCAAAGAGUGCCAAGAAAAUAUUCCCCACACCAUGACACCACCACCACCAGCCUGAACCGUUGAUACAAGGCAGGAUGGAUCCAUGCUUUCAUGUUGUUGACGCCAAAUUCUGACCCUACCAUCCGAAUGUCGCAGCAGAAAUCGAGACUCAUCAGACCAGGCAACGUUUUUCCAAUCUUCUAUUGUCCAAUUUCGAUGAGCUUGUGCAAAUUGUAGCCUCAGUUUCCUGUUCUUAGCUGAAAGGAGUGGCACCCGGCGUGGUCUUCUGCUGCUGUAGCCCAUCUGCCUCAAAGUUCGACGUACUGUGCGUUCAGAGAUGCUCUUCUGCCUACCUUGGUUGUAACGGGUGGUUAUUUGAGUCACUGUUGCCUUUCUAUCAGCUCGAACCAGUCUGGCCAUUCUCCUCUGACCUCUGGCAUCAACAAGGCAUUUCCGCCCACAGAACUGCCGCUCACUGGAUAUUUUUUCUUUUUCAGACCAUUCUCUGUAAACCCUAGAGAUGGUUGUGCGUGAAAAUCCCAGUAGAUCAGCAGUUUCUGAAAUACUCAGACCAGCCCUUCUGGCACCAACAACCAUGCCACGUUCAAAGUCACUCAAAUCACUUUUCUUCCCCAUACUGAUGCUCGGUUUGAACUGCAGGAGAUUGUCUUGACCAUGUCUACAUGCCUAAAUGCACUAAGUUGCCGCCAUGUGAUUGGCUGAUUAGAAAUUAAGUGUUAACGAGCAGUUGGACAGGUGUACCUAAUAAAGUGGCCGGUGAGUGUAUAUGUGACAUUGCCCUUGGGAGGAGAUGGAUUCUUUUUUGUGAAGAAAGCAGGAUGCACAUUUGUGUAUGAAUCAGGAAGUUCUGGGACUUUCUUGACACUACUGUUCUUAAUUAGAAUUGGCUCUCGAACCUCACCUUGAUUUUCUGAUGUUAAAUGUUAGAAUAUGGAGAUGCUGGUUCCAUGGAAUGAUGACGUCGCAGUUGUAGAUUAAGGAUUAUGAUCGAUGUUAUGCAUUGCACGUGAAGAAGAGCCCUUUCCUCAGUUUGGGAGGACAAACUACACCUUCUUUAAUGUAUCUGUUUACAACUGCAUCUCCCAGCUGAGCUGAUAUAUCAAGUACUCGAUCAUAUGGUAUACUAAGACCAUGGUCAUGAAGUGUUUUCACAAGGUGUCUCUUUCUGGUCUCAGCAUAAACAGACAUCCCUAUGUAGACCGGAAAUGGAGUUUCUCUGUCGCUCGAAUGCGUUUGUGUGGCACCACCUUCUUUGUACUUGGCAAAGCAGUUGUAUUGAAGGAGCUGAGCCAUUGCCAGGUCAGUUGUAGUCACUCCAAAUCUCAGCUGAGAUUGUAUGUCUGCCCCAUGCUCAAUCAUACAGACAAACUGAAGCAAAGCUGGAGGCACAGAAUCAUACACUGAACUCUCAUAGAGAUUGCCCUCAAAUUUAGACUUGUGUUCGACCAUGUGCCUGCGCAAUAUCUUGGCAGCUGUGGAGAGAGUAAUGGCAUCAGCAUAGGAUGAUGCUUCUGACAAGACUGGACGAACAUCUUUUUCAAAUGCCAGAAGUAUAUCUUGUCCUUUCGUGUAGGCUAUCAGUCCAGGAAUCUCCACCAAAAGCCUCUCUUUCAAUCGGGUCGCAUUCUUGUCAGGUAGGUCUGCCCCAAACUGCUCAAGUCUCUUCCUUUAAAGACUAAUCAAUUUAGCAAGUCGGAACACAGCGGCCUCAUCAUUUUUAUCUUUUUUUCCUCAGUGAUGUAUGUCAGAAGUUCAGAGAACACCAAAUGAAAGGCUUCCUUUUCUUGAGACGAAUUUAGAUGUUUCUCUUGUGCUAAAAUGUGUUUCCUCUCUCUGUUAUACAGGUCUCUUAAGCAAGUCCAAUGAUAUUUAAGUUCCAAGGCCUUCACAUCUCCACCACUCAAUAAAGCCAGAAGCUUACAAUCAUUAAGAUUAUGAGCACAUUCAUUGAGCCUCUCAUUUAGCUGCAUGGUCAUCGCUUGUCGCAGCUCUGAUUGUGGUUCCAUUUUUUCACAUAAGAAGCACCGCUGUACUUCAAUGUAAGCCCUUCGAAUCUUUGCACGUCCUUCACCAGGAUCAUUUUAAAUUUGAGCUGCUCUUUUAGUGGCACACUCGAGUUUGCAGUUGCUAAACAUUUGGCAGAAAUUUGGGUGAUACUUUGCACUGUUUCUCCUUAAUGUAUCCUCAAUGCCACCUCCAUCAUCCAAUCUAGAUGGGUCUAACCUGAUGGGCAGCAGGUUGAUUGCCUGAAAUUUUGGUAUGUUUCUGGCUAUCGUAGAAUAGCUGUCAGAACUACACUCAUAACAAGGAGGGGGAGAUGUCAACUCCUCCUUAGUAUCUUCCUGGCAAAGGCAACACUUUCUCCAGUCAGUUUUUGGAGAGCAACUCAGUGGAUUUUUGUCAGACAUCUUAUGUCAUAGGGUUAAGAAGACAACCAAACACUUCCUCCACAUCUCCAAAUUUAAAACACAAAUUUAAACACUGUAGUGUGUACAGUCAGACACAGACAAGUUGAGACGUGUUAACGGACAGACAACCUGUGUGCAAGUGAGACACGUUCAAAUGACCGCCUAGAAACUUUUCUCAAAUGACCACCCCUAAAUGACAACAGAAAAUUCACAUUGAAACCCUAUGUUAUCUUUUUAGUCGUAAUUUUAAGACGACAACUGAACACUUCCUCCACCUCUCCAAAUUUAAAACACACACAUGCACGUACAUGUGCACGCACGCAGGCAGACAAACACAAAGACAGAUGGACAGACCAACAGAUAGACAGACUGACAGGCAGUAAGAUAUAAUAUAGAAGUGAAUAGACAGGAAAGUUGAGGAGUGCUAUUUUAACAAGUGUGAAUGAGUGCUAGUGAAUGCGGAAAUGAACAGAGUCAAACAGACAGGCAAGUUGAGACAGGCACUAUAAAGGAAUAAUAAUGAGUAAAAAAUAAUAAUAUUAAAAUAAAAUAAACUAUGCCCAUUCUUCACACACACACACACACACACACACACACACACACACACACACACACACACACACACACACACACACACACACACACACACACAGGCUACUCAAAAAAAUAACCAAAAGGACUAUAUUCACUGCCUGUAAAUGCACGUCUAUAAAAAAGAAGAAUACACCAAUAGUGUGUGCAUGUCUGUAUAAGAGCGUACCUAUAUUGGCCAACUUAACUUUCAACUCAAAUCUCGGUCCAAUAUUCUGAUGUUCAACUUUGUGUUGCGAGGAGGGCAGCUGCUGUAUCUGGUGAGGUGAAGGGGUGGGACCUGUUGUUUGCAGAGACUUUCAGAGUCACUGGGUACACCAUGGAGUAUGACAUCCCCCGCUCCUGGAGCUGUUUCUUUACCAUGUCAAACUUCUUAAGGUGUUGAAGCACAUCUUGAGAAAGAUCCUGAAAGAAGGAGAUCCUGUUGCCUUGCCUUUCGGCUCGUAGAACUGCUUCUCUCGCGCUUAAUCUCAGAAAGUGAGCCAAGACAUGGCGGCUGCACUCAUCAUCUCACUUCGGGCCAACAUGAUGGGCUCGUUCCAAUUCAAAUCCCACAUCCACUUUUAGGCCCAGUUUUUCAGCCAGAAUAUGAAGUAUGAAACCACUUAGAUCCUGUUGCUCUGUGUUUGCGGGUAUGCUUGCCACAAGCAUAUUUUUUCACCUGCCUGCAUCUUCUAUGUAUGUAAAUUUAUCCUGGAGCUUUUUAAGUUUGAUAGGGCAGAGUCCAAACUAGCCCCUCAGCUAUUGCAAGCGUCCUUGAGGUCAGAAAUCCUGGUUUCAGCCUCCAUCACUUGUGCCCCAAGCUGGUCCACCGUGGUUUGUAGCAUCUCCCCCAAUGAUGUAUGUGCUCCUCCUGCACUAUCUGCUGUUUUUGAGAACUUCGAAACAAUUUCUCUGUCGUCUCUCACUAAGGUGGUUAGUGGCUUAAAACCCACUAACUGUCCCUUAGACAUUAUUCCAGCCAAGUUUCUAAAGGAGGUAUUUAGUUCUGUUGGAUCAAGCUUGCUGUUUUUUAUCAACACCUGUCUUAGCUCAGGGUCUGUCCCAGCUGCUUUCAAACAUGCUGUGGUUAGGCCCCUCCUCAAAAAAACGCAUCUUGACCCCACUGUGCUGUCCAAUUUUAGGCCUGUCUCCCACCUGCCAUUUCUUUCUAAGGUUUUGGAAAAAGUUGUCUCCCUUCAAUUGCAUGCAUUUUUAGAGGUAAAUUCUGUUCUUGAUAAAUUUCAGUCUGGUUUCAGGUCUCGACAUAGCACUGAGUCAGCACUGUUAAAGGUACAUAAUGAUAUUGCCCUGUCCGUGGAUGCUGGAAACCCCGCUGUGCUGGUCCUGCUGGACCUCACAGCGGCUUUUGAUACAGUCGAUCAUGCAAUCCUUGUAUCUCGCCUUGAGCAGUAUGUAGGCAUCCGUGGCACCGCUCUCAAAUGGUUUAAGUCGUACCUGGCAGAUAGGAGUUUUUCCGUGAUGAUUGGUGACCUCUGCUCCUCACAGGCGCCUCUCUCUUGUGGGGUGCCACAGGGCUCUAUUCUUGGCCCUAUUCUGUUCUCUUUGUAUUUACUACCCCUGGGAUCAAUUAUAAGAAAAUACAAUCUGUCUUUUCAUUCGUAUGCUGAUGACUUACAGUUAUAUUUGCCCAUGCGACCCAACGAGAACAGUGCACUUUCUCACUUACUGGACUGUAUUACUGAAGUAAAACAGUGGUUGGCUCUGAACUUUUUGCACCUAAAUGACAGCAAAACUGAGUGUAUUUUAUUUGGCACGCCAUCGAUAUCAAACGUUUCGAUUACAGACUCUGGAAAUCUAGCGCCUUUUUUCAAGCCACAUGUAAAGAAUCUUGGGGUAACAUUUGACAGUGGACUUAAGUUCGAUAAACAGAUUAGAUCUGUCGUCAGUACCAGCUUUUUUCAACUGCGUCUCCUGGCCAAAGUGAAGUCCUUUUUAAGUCGGCAGGACCUCGAGAAGGCAAUCCAUGCCUUCAUCAGUUCCAGACUGGACUAUUGUAAUGCCCUUUAUGUUGGCCUCAGCCAGUCUUUAAUCUCCCGUCUCCAGCUUGUACAGAACGCUGCUGCACGAUUUUUAACGGGCACGUCUAGGCGUGAACACAUCACCCCUGUGCUGUCUUCGCUACACUGGCUUCCAGUUUGUUUUAGAAUUGAUUUUAAACUUUUAUUAUUCACUUUUUAUGCCAUAAAUGGCCUGGCCCCCUCCUACCUGUCAGAGAUUUUAACUGUUCGCGAUCAUGGCAGGGCCCUCCGUUCCUCCGGUCAGCGCCUGUUGGAGGUCCCGAGGUCAAAACUCAAACAGUGGGGUGAUCGUUCUUUUGCUGUUGCAGCCCCUAGGCUGUGGAACAGACUGCCGCUAGAUGUACGCACCACCACUGACCUCAGUUUAUUUAAAUCAAAGUUAAAGACGCACCUUUUUAGACUUGCUUUUAACUCUGACUAGGUAGUCCUGUACUUAUAGGUUUUUAGCACUUCUACAUACUAUUUUAUUGUAUUAUUUUAUUUUCAUAUUCAUUUUUAUUAUUGCAUCGUUCUUGUAUUAUUCUAUUCUAUUGUAUUAUUUUAUAAUGGUAUUUUUUCUUGUGUUAUUUUAUUGCUUUUAUGUAAAGCACUUCGGGUACCAUUUGGGAUAUUGUAAAGUGCUAUAUAAAUAAAAUUUGAUUGAUUGAUUGAUUGAUCUCCAGGCUUGUUUUCAUGCUACUCACAUCAGCUGCUAUCCCGUGCAACAGGUUUUUGAUGCUGGCAAGCUCAGACAUCAUGUUGUCGGGUUCGGUGUUUGGUGUCACAGCCAUUACAGAUGGUUUAUGACUGCGCCAUCGUGUUCUCCGUUGGGUGGGUUUGCCUAGGGUCUUGUGACAUUUAUUGCUCACCAAUCUGGCAAGGUUUAGUAGAUAUAAGACGGCUAUAGCAUGGGGGUAGGGAAGCCUAGCAAAGCGGAGCCAAAAGCUAUGCAGCCAUGUUGGUGUGUUGGAAGGCAUUACCUGCCACUUCUACUACACCGGCAAUGAUAGGCUGCAAGCUAUCGUGAAGUGUGCAGAGCAGUGCUGUCUCCACCCAGGACUCAGAGACAAAAUGCUGAUAAGCUACUAGAUUUCUGCAGAAGAAAAGUCCUUGAUAAUGACACAGGUAACAUGAUUUUGGCACAAUGUAAAGACCACUGAUAACAUUAUAAUUAGUAAAAGAAAAAUGAUUGGAGUGGGACUUUAAAUCAGGAAUUAACUGUUAUUAAACACAUUUGGAAAGCUGAGUUCAUUUUCAUCAGCCACAUCCAGACCAGAUUACAACCAGACCUGUAGAGUCAAGAAAUCCCUUAAACAGAAGCUGUCUGACAACACAAGGUCUGCUAAAAGAUCUAAAUAAGCAGCGCAUCAUGUCCAGAUCUACAGAAACUUAAGAACAGAUGAGAAACAAAGUUAUGGACAUUCAUCAGUCUGGAAAGGGUUAUAGAGCCAUUUCUAAGGCUUAGGGACUCCAGAAAACCACAGUGAGAGCCAUGAAUCUCAAAUGGAGAAAACACGGAUCAGUGGAAACCGUCCCAGGAGAUUCCGGCUUACCCAGAUUACUGACAUCCAUGACUUAUGUAGGAGGUACCAAAAGAACCCAGAACAACAUCUAAAACCCUGCAGGCUUCACUUGGCUCAGUUAAGGUCUGAUUUCAUGGUCAAACAAUAAAGCCAAAAACACACAGCAUCUGUUUUGAGAGCAUUACAUCAGCGUUGUGUAUUUGCUCCGUAGAGCAGCCCUGAGUAUGGCAUACAGGAUGCGUAUUUGGAGCGUAGCAGCAGCGUAGUGCAGCCCCGGUCAGCUGUGCUCAGUAUAGAGUACAGAGUGACACAAGAGUGGAUUUUCACUCUUGUCCCAUCCCACUUCCAUAGAAAAAAAUCAUGUCCCUUCCCAAUCCUGGUGAAAUGACUCCCACUACCAUCCUGCUCCCAUUCAGAGUGACUCCCACUCCUGUACCGCUCCCAUUAUUUAUUAGUAUUAUUUUACUUCUUUUAGGAACAGUUAAUAUGUGGUAAUAUUGGGGGGCAAUAAAUGCCUUUAUCCAAACAAAAACCUUCACUAAAGGUCACAAAACAUAAAUAAUACAUGGCCUGUGGUCCCUAUAGUUUUUCUAUGGAUGAGCAGCUGCUUAGUCCCUGUUUCUAGCCCUUUUGGAGCUCAGUUACAGUAACACAAAAAAAAAAAGAACGGAAAACAGUGCAUGUGUCACACCAUGCCUACCUCACUCCUUGCCUCUUUCCCGGGAUUUGCCUUGCAAGCGGGCCUCUUGAGACCACUUGUCCCUGAAUUACUAUUGUAUUUAACAUGACUAAACACACUUUACAAGCAGCAUAAGGUGUUUUAAAGGGAUAUUCUGGCAUAAAAUUAAUUUAGGGUCAAACACACCGUAACACUGACUAAUUGUUGUAUAGUAUGUAAUUAGCAAUACUUAAGUACAGUAGUUGAGUACACUUCUGAAGUAUUUUUACUUGACUGGAGUUUUUUAAGUGCCUGCGACUUUUACUUUUACUUGACUACAUUUCUAAUAGUAUACUUUUAGAUAUACUUUUAUUCCACUACAUUUCACAGAAGCAUCUUCGCCACUCCUAUUUUUACUUUUUUACUAUGACAGGGGGUAGGGGGAAAAAACUAGUUUUCCCUUUUCCACAACGUUGAUUUGCAUUGUGCUUGAUCAUCGUCAAUCAGUCACUCAAGCCCGGGCAUAUUGGCAGCCACUUGUAGGUUGUGCAGUGUGUGCCCCACUCUGUGUGUAUCCAUUUAUUUUUUAAGCUGUUGCUUGCACCACCCUGAAAUGUGUGCUUAUUUGGGCAUAACUGACUUUUGCAAAAAAAUUAAAAAAUACUUAUUUGUACUUUGACUUUGACUUUUUAUUUUUACUUGGAGUAUAUUUACUUGAUAUUUACGUGAUUACUGAAGUCGAAGUCUUAAAGUAUGAGUUCUCAUAGGAGACUUUCACUUUGACUUAGGUCAUUUUCUGGGAAGGUAACUAUACUACAACUCAAGUAUAUUUGUUUAGUACUUCAUACAACAUUGACAUCGAGUUAGACACCCCUGAGAGAUGAAUGUUACCAACUGCUUGCUUCUCUAGUUACACCAACUUUAAUAACAACCGCUCGAUAGCAAUACACAGUGGUCUAUGGCUCCACGCACAAACCUCAAAAGCCACUCUAUAGCCACAAAUAAUGCUCAGAACAGCACCUAACAUCAUCAACAGUACAUAUAGAGUCCCAGCCAUAGCACUAAUUUAAUACUAACAUCUUUUUAGCUUUGCCUGGUUUCUUUAGCAAAGAGACCAAACACAACUCAUCCACUCUCCUCCAGCAGCUGCUUGUUUGUGGGGGGAGCCCUGACAAGGCAAUCACCGAGUGCAGCUGAGUUUAGCAGCUCUGUGCUGGCCAGGAAAAUGAGCGCAGAUGAGCAUUUUUUACUUGAUAUAUUUGCAGGGGAAACUCACGUAAAAAAACAUGAGAUUUUACGUGAAGUAAAAUGCAAUUUUUUAUCUCAUGAAGCCUGAGGAGACUACGCAAGGAUUAGGGCCACAAGAAGAGAAAAAAAAAUUGCAGGAAGGAGAUGUUUUUAAAUUUCCAUUUCGAGAUUAAAGUGGAAAUUUUGAAAUUAAAGUUGAAAUUUAAAAAAGUCAAAAUGAAAUGCUGCAUGUAUAAAAUUUGUCAUAGCCAUCCAUGUGCCAGGCUUUGGUAAUGCCUGCACCUCAACCACCGGGCUCGUCUGUGCCCUACGCCUUCAGGAUCAAUCAACUUGAUCAAUUGUCUUAUUGUAUCUUGCGAUACAACAUAGCCUCACCGUAUAGCAUGCAGGUGUAACCAUCGAUAACCCUGCAUCUGCAUCAUAAUCCUUUGCACAGUUUUCAGAGUCCGAACACUUACGACCACACUGUGUUGUGUGCUAAACACCAUUGUCAUGAUACCCGAUCUAGAUUUUUCUUCAGUAUCGGGAUCGAUUCCGAUAUCAAAUAUUGGAUUGGUGUCUACACACCCCUGUUCAACUGCCAGGUUUUUGUGAUGUUAGAAAAUGACAGCAAGAUAAAUAUUUUCACAACUUUUUCCACCUUUAAUGUGACCUAUAACAUGUACAAUGCAAUUGAAAAACAAACUGAAAUCUGUAAGGGGAAAAAUAAAAAAUAGAAAAGUUAAAAUAACCUGGUUGCAUAAAUAUACACACCCUUAAACUAAUACUUUGAUGAAGCACCUUUGGCUUUUAUUACAGCACUCAGUCUUUUUGGGUAGGAGUCUAUCAGCGUGGCACAUCUUGAUGUGGCAAUAUUUGCCCACUCUUCUUUGCAAAACCGCUCCAAAUCUGACAGACUGCGAGGGCAUCUCCUUUGCACAGCCCUCUUCAGAUCACCCCACAUAUGUUCGAUGGGAUUCAGGUCUGGGCUCUGGCUGGGCCAUUCCAAAGUCUCAAUCUUAUUCCGGUGAAGCCAUUCUUUUGUUGAUUUAGAUGUGUGCUUUAGGUCAUUGUCGUGCUGAAAGAUGACGUUCCUCUUCAUCUUCAGCUUUCUUACAGAAGGCCCAAGGUUUUGUGCCAACACUGACUGGUAAUUGGAACUGUUCAUAAUUCCCUCCACCCUGACUAAGGCACCAGUUCCAGCUGAAGAAAAACAGCCCCAAAGCAUGAUGCUGCCACAACCAUGCUUCACUGUGGGUAUGGUGUUCUUUUGGUGAUGAGCAGGGUUGAUUUUGCGCCAAAUAUACCUUCUGCAAUGAUGCCCAAAAAGUUCAACUUUGGUUUUAUCAGACCAUAACACAUUUUCCCACAUACGUUUGGGAGAUUUCAAAUGUCUUUUUGCAAAAUUAAGCCGGGCUUUGAUGUUUUUCUUUGUAAGAAAAGGCCUCCGUAUUGCUACCCUAUCCCGUAGCCCAGACAUAUGAAGACAGCGGGAGAUUGUUGCCACAUGUACUACACAGCCAGUACUUGCCAGAAAUUCCUGCAGCUCCUUCGGUGUUGCUGUCGGCCUCUUGGUAGCCUCCCUGACCAGUUUUCUUCCUGUCUUAUCAUCAAUUUUGGCCAAUUUAACCUGAGUUUGAAAGUUAUUGGUUAAAUCUGAACACAGCCACAUCCCCAGUUAUUAACGGGUGUGCACACUUAUGCAACCACAUGUUCUCAGUUGUUUAUUUUUACUUAACGUCCCUGAAAGAUUUCUGUUUGUUUUUCAAUUGUGUUGUACAGGUCCCAUUAAAUGUGGAAGAAGCAGUGAAAUUAUUUAUCUUGAUUUAAUUUUUUUUACAUGACAAAAACCUGGCAGUUGAACAGGGGUGUGUAGACUUUUUAUAUCCACUGUAUAUUCAUAUGCAAACUACAGGCCAAAAGUUUGGAAGCAAGGCCAUUACAGGCCGAACAGUUGGGAGUAACUUCAAGUUUUUGUUCACAAUGCUUUUUUUUAAAAUCCAGCAUGAGUUUUAUGUAUUUUGGGAUGUAUUUACUCCAUGAUCAGAUGUUGCUUUCAUGGAAAUGCACCAUUUUACUCCAUUUACCUUUAGAUAUAUAUUGAUGUUAACAGACAAUUGCUAAAUAUAUGUCAGCAAACGAUAAUAAGGGUUUAGUUUUAGGGUUGAAAACAUUUGCAACAGUCACAACUUCAAUGCAAACGCAAAAAAAAAAGAAUCACAGUUGGAUUAUUCACUUCAACUUUUGGCUUUUGAGAGUCUGCAUACAAAAAUCCUAAUAAAUCUCAACUGGUUCAAACUACCCUGAAAAUGACUAGAAAGAAGCAACUGAGUAAAGAAACAAAAGUACUGAUUUGUACAUUGAGGAAAGAAGGAUACACAGAAAGAAAAAUUGCAAAACGCCUAAAGGUGUUUAACAAAGGAGUCCACUACACUCUGAGGAGACUAGAGGAAUCUGGAAGUUAUGAUGAUAGAAAAAGACCUGGACGAAAGAGAGUUACUACUAAAGCAGAGGAUAAACAUAGCAUUGUCACCAGUAAGAGAGAUCGGCGAAAGACAGCACCACAAAUAAGGGAGGAAAUUAGUUCUAAAAUACACUUAUGGUUCAACUAAAGACACAUCAUCAGUGUUGGCACCUGGGUUCACUGGGUGUUUCGGGUCUUGCAACAGACACCCUCGCCCAGGGGACCCAGCCGGGGUGUCUUAAGAGCAUGUGACCACGGAUCACCCCGCUUGAUCCACAGCCAUCUGGACGCCUUCUCUGCUGUGUCGCAGAUGUUCUUGAUGGCUCACCUGUUGUGCAGUCCCCCUACUCCCAGCAUCUUGAGAGCCCUGAUGAGGGACUGGCCAGCGAAUCCUCUGCAUCCGACCUCGAUGGGGUUGCACUGGGUCCUCCAUCCCCUGCUUCAGCAUUCACUUGCCAGCUCCUCAUACUUGGCUUUCUUUCUCUCAAAGGCCUCCUCCAUCCUGUCUUCCCAGGGAACAGUCAACUCCAGCAGGACCACUUGCCUUGUUGUUUCAGACACCAGGACCAUGUCUGGCCUGAGCAUGGUCACUGCGAUGUUCUCCGGGAAUUUGAGCUGUCUCCCUAGGUCGACUUUCAGCUGCCAGUCCCGGGCUGUUGCCAGCAGCCCCCCUGCUUGCCUCCUGAGCUGCUGCGGCUUCUCCCCAGCCUUAACGAAGGCAAUGAUCUGCCUUGAUGGUUGUAUGUGUUUGCUGGUGGAGAUGCCUGUGCUGAUGGCCUCUGCAAUGACCCGUAGCACUUGGUCAUGGCGCCAGCGGUAGCGCCCCUCUCCCAGUGCUCUUGGGCAGCAGCUCAAGAUGUGUUCCAGUGAUCCUGCUCUUUGGCAGAGAGGGCACAGUGGGUUCUCAGCCAAGCCCCAGCGGUGGAGGUUGGAUGGGCUUGGGAGGACGUCGUAGACCGACUGGAUGAGGAACUUGAUCCGGUGAGGCUCAGAUCGCCAUAGCUCUGACCACGAGACGAGAGGAAAUCAACAUGACAAGGUCGAAACCCAUUUCUCUGACAACCAUGAAAUGAAGUUUGAGAAAGGCUGGUCUGAAGGGUUGUGUAUCUGCAAAAAACACUACUUCAUCCACAGAACAAGAAAAAGAGAUAUGAGUGGGCGAAAGCUCACAAAAAUUGGCUUAUGAUGACUAGAAACAAGUUUGCCCUGUUUGGUUCAAAACGCAAAGUCUAUGUCCGCAGACAAACUGGUGAAUGUCUGAAAUCACCAUGUGUUACACCCACAUUCAGCAUAGAGGUGGUAGUUCCAUGGUAUGGGGAUGUUUUGCAGGUGAUAGAGUAGAAAAUUUGUUUGACAUAAAGGGUAUCAUGCAGAAGGAACAGUACCACUCCAUCCUCCAGCACCAUGCUGCUCCAUCUGGACUUCCCACCCCCUUCAAAACUGCAACCAUCAGUCCCACCCUGAAAAAACCUGGUUCAGACCCCAACGACUUCAAUAACCUCCGCCCCAUUUCCCACCUCCCCUUCAUUUCCAAAAUCCUAGAAAAAACUGUUGCCUCCCAACUCCACACCCAUCUCACCCACAACAGUCUCUAUGAACAGUUCCAGUCCGGCUUCCGUCCCCUCCAUAGCACUGAAACAGCCCUCAUCAAAAUCACUAACGACCUCCUCAUGGCAGCUGAUUCCGGUUUAAUCUCCAUCCUCAUUCUCCUCGAUCUGAGUGCGGCCUUCGACACCAUCUCUCAUCCCAUCCUCCUCCAUAGACUCUCCUCCAUAGGCAUUACUCACACCCCCCUCCACUGGUUUCACUCAUACCUCACUGGCCGCACUCAGUUCAUCCAACUCAAAUCAUUCACCUCACAGCCCUCCCCUGUCACUUCUGGUGUCCCCCAGGGUUCUGUCCUAGGCCCCCUCCUCUUCAUUAUCUAUCUCCUUCCCCUUGGCAACAUCCUCCGUAAAUUUGGCAUACAUUUUCAUUGCUUCGCAGAUGACACCCAGCUCUACCUCUCCAGCAAACCCGACGCCUCCCUUCCACCCUCCUCCCUCACCCACUGCCUCUCAGAAAUUAAAUCCUGGUUCACCUCAAACUUCCUCAAACUCAACUCCAAUAAAACAGAACUCCUCCUGGUCGGUACCAAGUCCACUCUUUCCAAAACUAACAGUUUCUCCCUCUCCAUAGACAAUUCCACAGUAUCCCCUUCCCCUCAGGUUAAGAGUCUGGGUGUCAUCCUCGACAGCUCUCUAUCAUUCCACUCCCACAUCAGUAGCAUCACCCGGUCUGCAUAUUUCCACCUACGAAACAUCAACCGUCUCCGUCCAUCACUCACUCCUCACACCACAGCUAUUCUGGUCCACAGCCUUGUUACUUCACGCAUAGACUACUGCAACUCACUCCUCUUCAGUGCCCCUCACAAAUCCCUCCAUAAACUUCAACUUGUCCAAAACUCUGCAGCCCGCAUUAUCACCAGAACCCCCUCUUUUCACCACAUCACCCCUGUCCUUCAGCAGCUUCACUGGCUCCCCGUCAAGUUCAGAAUCAACUACAAAAUCCUCCUGUACACCUUCAAGGCCAUCCAUAACCUUGCCCCCCCCCUACCUCUCCGAUCUCCUCCACAUAUCCACCCCCUCACGCUCCCUCAGAUCCUCCUCCUCCCUCCACCUCUCUGUCCCCUCUGCCCGGCUCAGCACCAUGGGGAGCAGGGCUUUCAGUCGCUCUGCUCCCAAACUCUGGAACUCUCUCCCCCCGGACCUCAGGAACAUGGACUCACUACCCCACUUUAAAUCCAAUCUCAAAACACACCUAUUCCGAAUCGCAUACUCACUUUAACUGUCUACUUUCACACCUGUAUGUUGUUUUUAUUUAUUUUAAUUAUGUUUCUAGCUGUGUUUUUAUGCCCUGUAAAGUGUCCUUGGGUGCUCAGAAAGGCGCUUUUAAAUAAAAUGUAUUAUUAUUAUUAUUAUUAUUAUUAUUAAGACUUGUGGCUAAUAAGUUUGUUUUGCAGCAAGACAAUGACCCUAAGCACUCUGCCAAGCUCUGUCAGGGUUACCUAGACAAAAAAGAAGAGGAAGGUGUUCUUCAAAAGAUGGUUUGGCUCCCUCAGUCUUCAGACCUUUCUCCAAUAGGGCUUGUGCGGGAUGAAUUGGAUCGAUCUGUCAGAAAAACGCGUCCCACGAAUCAGCCGUCUCUUUUUAAUGAACUUAAGAAAGCUUUGAAUGCAAUCCCUGAAACAUACCUUAAAAAACUUGUGGAAUGAAUGCCUGGUAUAUGCCAAGCUGUUGUUAAAGCCAGAUGAGGUUACUUUAGAGAAAGCAAAGUCUAAGCAAAAAUAACUCAAAUACCUAAUAAUUAUAGUCAAAAUGUCUUCUGAUAAGUUACUCUUUACACAAUAGUCAUGUUUUUUGUGUCGCAAAUUAUAUAUAUAUGAAACUAUGAUCUUUUUUUGUACAAAUCUGAUCUUGCUUCCAAACUUGUGGUAGUGUAUAUAUAUAUAUAUAUAUAUAUAUAUAUAUAUAUAUGUACACAUGUACAUGUGUAUGUAUAUAUAAGUACAUCUACUGUAUGUAUACUUAUAUGUGUGUAUAUAUAUAUUUAUCUAUAUACUGUAUGUAUAUAUAUGUACAGUAUCUCACAAAAGUGAGUACACCCCUCACAUUUCUGCAAAUAUUUAAUUAUAUCUUUUCAUGGGACUACUCUAAAGAGAUGACAAUUUGAUGCAAUGUACAGUAGUCAGUGUACAGCUUGUGUAACAGUGUGAAUCUGUUGUUCCCUCAAACUAACUCAACACGGAGCCAUUCAUUUUUACACCCCUGGCAACAACAGUGAGUACACCACAAAGUGAAAAUGUCCAAAUAAGGCCCAAGGACACACUUGUCUUAGUACUCCUCACCUGGUUACUGCCACACAUGCUGGACACCAUCUAAACCAAAAAAGUUUAUCUUGGUCUCAUCAGACCACAGGACUAAUUGUUUAUCAGUGACCCUGUCCUGGUAUUUAUCCUCAGCUGUCUUCCUCUUCGUCACUAUGGCAUCCGUCUCUGCUCUGCUGCUGGGAUCACUCAUCGUCAUCUUGCUAAAACGCCAUCGUGCUUCCCGCCAUGCCUCUUUCAUCAGGUAACGUUUAUCAGCUAAUGUCACUUUUUGUCAGUAUAUAGUACUGUAGAUUGUCAUAACAACACCAUCUUAAGGGCAUAGUCUCAUCGCAAAACUCCUUUCUAUAGUGGCCUUUAGAGGGCAUAUAGAAGCUUCUCUCCUUCUGACUGUCUCUCUGUCCUUCUUCCUGUCUUUCUCUCUCUAUGUCUCAUUGCCUCCUUGUCUUUCCGUCCUGUAGUUAUGACAUAGUUUAUAUGGUAAGCCACUAGGUGACACCAUAAUAAUGUUUUGACCUGUGAGCUGCGUAGUGUGUCACUGCUAGACAAUACAAGUGAGUUGGACAAAACCCAAUUCCACUGAAGUUGGGAAACUGUGAUAAACAUAAAUAAAAACAAAAUACAAUGAUUUUCAAAUCCUUUUCAACCUAUAUUCAAUUGAAUACACUACAACAACAAUAUUUAUCAUUCAAACACAUAUACUUUUUUUUGCAAAUAAUAAUUAACUCAGAAUUUCAUGGCUGCAACACGUGCCAAAGUAGUUAGGACAGGGGCAUGUUUACCACUGUGCUACAUCACCGUUCCUUUUAACAAUACUCAAUAAAUGUUUGGGAACUGAGGAGACUAAUUGCUGAAACUUUGAAGGUGGAAUUCUUUCCCAUUCUUGCGUGAUGUACAGCUUCAGUUGUUCAACAGUCCGAGGUCUCCGUUGUCGUAUUUUACGCUUCAUAAUGCGCCAAACAUUUUCAGUGGGAGACAGGUGACUGCAGGCAGGCCAGUCAAGUACCCGCACUCUUGUAACACGUGCAGAAUGUGGCUUGGCAUUGUCUUGCUAAAAUAAGCAAGGGCGUCCAUGAAAAAGACGGUGCUUGGGUGGCAGCAUAUGUUACUCCAAAGCCUGUAUGUACCUUUCAGGAUUAAUGUUGCCUUCACAGAUCAGAAUCAGAAUCAGAAUCGCCUUUAUUGUCAUUGUACACAGUCCAAUGAAAUUUUAGCGCAACCCCCUUUGGUGCAGAGCACUUGUAGUCGUAAAAAAUAAAUACUAAAAUGAAAGCCAACACAAGAUAAGUUAAGAAUAAAAAGAAAAGUAAAAAGGCAGUAAUAUAUACGGAAUGUAUACAAAAAAGGAAUGAUAUGAGAACCGAUAAAUUGCACAAGUGAAGCCGAGUGUUAUUGCACGGUGAUACCUUAAGUGAUACAUCUAUUGCACUUUGAUUAUUGUGAUCAGUAUAUAAGUUGGUUUAGGGGGACGGGUUCAACUGGACUUGUUGUUGUUGACUGUAGUGAUAGCUCUCAGGAAGAAGCUAUCCCUGAGUCUGUUGGUCCGUGUUUUGUGUGACCUGUACCUUCGGCCCGACGAUAACAGGUCAAACAGGUGUUUUUUCCGUGGGUGGUAGGAGUCCUUGAUGAUGUUGCCAGCUCUGCUCAGGUAGCGAGAGUUGGCAAUGUCCUCCAGACUGGGCAGAGGGCAGCCUGUGAUCUUCUGGGCUGAGCAGAUGACCCUCUGUAGCACUCUCCUUUCAGCUGCAGAGCCCCCCGCAUACCGAGCUAUGAUGCAGUACGCCAGGAUGCUCUCCCUGGUGCCUCUGCAGAAAGUCACCAGCAACUUCUCCUCCAGGUUAUUUCUCCUGAGCACUCUUAGGAAGUGGAGACGCUGCUGGGCCUUCCUCACCACUGCAGAAGUAUUCGCAGUCCAGGAGAGGUACUCGGAUAUCUGCACACCCAGGAAUCUCAUGGUGUGGACUCUUUCCACACAGUCCCCAUGGAUGUAAAGUGGGGCUGGGUCCACUCUGCCCCUCCUAAAGUCUAUGAUGAUUUCUUUUGUUUUUGUGGUGUUCAGUUGGAGGUUGUUUACUGAACUCCACGCAGACAGUCUGUUGACCUCAUCUCUGUAGUUGGACUCGUCUCCCCCUGAGAUAAGUCCGACCACGGUGGUAUCGUCUGCAAACUUUGUAAAGGUGUUUGAGAGAUGGGUCGGGGAGCAGUCGGAUGUGUAAAGUGUGAACAGAAGGGGACUCAAAACACAUCCCUGUGGAGAGCUGGUGUUGAGUGUGAUGGUGCUGGAGAGGUGGGGGACAAGUCUGACAGAUUGUGGAUGGUUUGUCAGGAAGUCUUUGAUCCAGAGGCAGAUGGUGGUGGAAAGACACAGGUGGGACAGUUUCUGGAUCAGGAUCUCUGGGAUGAUGUGAUUGAAAGCUGAGCUGAAGUCCAGGAAGAGCAUCCUCACAUAGUUCCCCAGGUGUUCCAGAUGGCUCAGCGCGGUUACGAGUGCUAUGGUGAUAGCAUCCUCAGUGGAUCAAUUUGCCCUGUAGGCAAACUGGUAGCGGUCCAGAGUGGGAGGAAGAUGGGUCCUGAUGUGCUGAGAGACCAGUCUCUCAAAACACUUCAUAAUUACAGGCAUAAGUGCAACAGGCCUGUAAUCAUUGGGGCUGUUCACAGCUGUCUUCUUGGGUGCAUCUGGAGUUUGUGAUGUGAUUUAUCCCCUGCCACAUACUUCUGGGGUUGUUAUCAGCGAAGUGAUCUUCAAUCCUUCUCCUGUAGGCCGCCUUGGCUUCCCUGAUGCCCCUUUUCAGGUCCGCCCUGGCCUCGCUAUACACUGCCCUGUUUCCUGACUUGAAGGCAGUGUUGCGUUUUUUCAGGAGGGAUUGCACUUCGCUGUUCAUCCAGGGUUUUUGGUUGGCAAACACCCUGACCCUUUUGUUGACGGUGACAUUGUCUACACAGUUCCUGAUGUAGGAGAGUACAGUGUCCGUGAACUCCUGGAGGUUGUGGCUGAAGAAUAAAUCCCAUACAGUAGUGGAGAAGCAGUCCUGUAACUGAUAGAGGGCUCCUUCAGGCCAGGUCUUUAUUGUCUUUCUCUCAGGUUUUGUUUUCCUCAGCAGGGGGGUGUAAGUGGGGGUGAGGGACAUGCUGAGGUGCUCAGAUCCAGCCAGGUGGGGGAGGGGUGUAGCUUUGUAUGCAUGCUUGAUGUUAGAAUAAACAUGAUCCAAAGUGUUAUUCCCUCUAGUGGCAAAAUCUACAAACUGGGCGAGUUUGUGGAGCACAGACUUUAGGCAUGCUUGGUUGAAGUCGCCGGCCACAAUGAGAACCGCGUGGGGAUGGGCGAGCUGCUGUUUAUUUAUGGUGUUAAACAGCAGGCUGAAAGCCAUGCUAAUGUUAGCAUCCGGUGGGAUGUAAACAGCUAUCACCUUGACUACUGUAAACUCCCUUGGGAGUCCUGCUGGUGUAGUGUGCGGCCUGCUAGCUCAAUUGCAGCAUCGGGAAUCAGCGGGUGAAGCCACGACUCUGUGAUAAAAACGAUGUUGCAGUUCCGCACAAAGCUUGUUGUAGCCAUCUGUAGCUCCAAUUCAUCCAUUUUGUGGGUGAUGGAUCUGGCGUUUGAGAGGAAAAGGCUUGGUACUGCUGGCCUGUGAGGUUGCUUACUUAGCCUAGCAGCUGAGCCCGACCGGCAUCCCCGCUUCUGCUUCCUCUCUCUUCGCUGCCUCCUGCGCUUGCCGGGCAGGCUGACCAUCCACAGAGACCCCGGCAUUCUCGCUAUGUCCUCCGGGAUGUUGUGUAUUCAUUGAUAGUCGCCAGUAACCGCCAAGCUGUACCUGCAGCCCAGGUCGAGUAAAGUCUGACGACUAUAUGAAACGGCUGCCUUAUUUAAAUAAAGGAGUGCACACAAAAAUAUAAAAAACAAGCACCAAACUGGAGAGCUAAGAGCCGCUGCACCCGUGCGUGCCGCCAUCUUGAAACGUUGUGUAAGAUGUGUAAGUUACCCAUGCCUUGGGCACUAAUGCACCCCCAUACUAUCACAGACGCUAACUUUUGAACUGUGUCGAUAACAGUCCGGAUGGUUCUUUUCCUUUUUGGCCCGGAGAACACGUUUCUGGAUGUUGUUGAUAAAUGGCUUUCACUUUGCAUAGUAGAGUUUUAACUUGCACUUACAGAUGUAGCGACGAACUGUAUUUACUGACAGUGGUUUUCUGAAGUGUUCCUGAGCCCAUGUGGUGAUAUCUUUUACACAUUGAUGUCGGUUUUUUAUACAGUGCCGCCUGAGGGAUCGAAGGUCACAGGCAUUCAAUGUUGGUUUUCUGGCUGUGCCGCUUACAUGCAGUGAUUUCUCCAAAUUCUCUGAACCUUUUGAAGAUAUUCUGGACCGUAGAUGUUGAAAUCCCUAAAUUCUUUGCAAUUGUACUUUGAGAAACGUUGUUCUUAAACUGCUCAACUAUUUGCUCAUGCAGUUGUUCACAAAGUCGUAAACCUCAACCCAUCCUUGCUUGUGAAUGACUGAGAAUUUUUGGGGAAGCUGCUUUUAUACACAAUCAUGGCACACAUCUGUUCCUAAUUAGCCUGCUCACCUGUGGGAUGUUCCAUAUAGGUGUUUGAUGAGCAUUCCUCAAGUUUCUUAGUAUUUUUUGCCACCUUUCCCAACUUCUUUCGCACGUAUUACAGCCAUGAAAUUCUGAGUUAACUAUUAUUUGCAAAAAAAAAUUUAAAUAAAGUUUAUGAGUUUGAACAUUAAAUAAGUUGUCUUUGUAGUGUAUUGAAUUGAAUAUAGGUUGAAAAGGAUCUGCAAAUCAUUGAAUUCUGUUUUUAUUUACGUUCAUUACACUUUCCCAAUUUCAAUGGAAUUGGGUUUUGUUGAAGAAGACAAGUACACUGGCUGUAUGUGUAGCUUACCUGCUAUGCAUACACACUAAAAGUUAAUGUUCAACAUACCCAUGUAUCUUUAAUGUUUUAAAGAAAAACACAACAUGUCCCUCAUUCCCUUUUUCUCUCUGUCUCUUUGUUUCUCUCUCUCUCUGUCUUUCUUUUUCUCAUUUCUUUCUUUGUCUGUUUGUCUCACUUAACUCUGUUUCUCUGUGUCUCUGCAGUGACAAGGAGGAACUUCUUCCUGAUGACUCGUCGUCUCUCGAGUCUCUUAGUGUCCCACAGAGUCCUGAACCUGACCAGGUGUGAGAAGGCCAGUGAUGUUGUCAUCAGUCUGGGUUUUAUGAAGGAUUUGUUGUCUUUAAUUUUGAAAGCUGUUCCUGUGCUUGACUUUUUCUUUACUUUUAGACUUUUCUUUUGUUGAUUAACAAUAAGGUGAGCCUUCUUCCUGUCUUGAGUCAGGUGGUCUUCACCUCCAUGUCUUGUUAAUGUCUGAUUGCCGGGGUUUAUCAGCUUCGUUUAGCCCAGACUAUGUAGUUAACUGAUGCUCAGGUUAUACUGAACCUUUAUUUUGAAUGAUGUUCUGUCAGGUGGAGGUGAACAGGUGAGGUCUCUCAGCCAUCAGCUGUUUUUAAGAUUUUGUUACAGGCUGAACCAGCAGGUGUGCCACUGUUAGUUUUAUUCAGUCCAUUUUCUCUGGAAAAGAAAUUAUUUUUUAAAAUACAUUUGGUUGGGUUUUUGUAAAAGAAAACAUUCUAUUUUGAACUAAUAAUCGAUAUUUGAUCAUUAAUAUUUCCAAAAGACUGAAACAUUACAUAUUGUGGCACUCAGUACUGCACUCAGAUUGGCUGUACAGCAAGAUGUAGUUUUUUGAAGUAGCACAUGGAGGUGGCACUAAUUUUUUGGCUACUUGUUUCUGUUUGAUUCCAAUCUUUAAGCUAAGCACACAGUAAGCUGUUACAAAUUUCACUACACUAUGAUUUCAGCUUGACCUCUUACCUCUGAGCUGUUUGUUUUGAGGAGUUUUACUUUUGACCUAAAUAAUGUAACAUUUGAAGCUCAGUCUGAAUAAUUAAAGAGAUUGAUAAUGAUUAUUACUUCACGGUUUUUAAUGCUUGUGAACGAUGAAUAAUGUUUAUUUCAGCUGUCUAUGGUCUGGGAUCAAACUCACAUUAAAGUCUUUAUGAAUGAACCCUA
Molecule: messenger RNA, 44142 nt
Organism: Xyrichtys novacula (pearly razorfish)
Lineage: Eukaryota; Metazoa; Chordata; Actinopteri; Labriformes; Labridae
Source: the annotation of a GenBank genome assembly